AUGAUUUUACAACAGGAACCUACAAACUUACCAAACUGGCUUCUUUUUGAAAUUCACCUAGUGCUGAAAGAUUCUGAUCAGCUGCCAUCAACUAGUACACACGAUCAGGCAGCUGUAGACUCCAUUGAUGAUCUACAAAUCCUAAAGAACUUUGACCUUACUUUAGAGUUUGGGCCCUGUACUGGAAUUACACGAUUAGAACGAUGGGAAAGGGCUCAAAAACAUGGUUUAAAUCCCCCUGAUGAAGUCAAAGACAUUCUUCUAAAAAACAAAGAUGAAGAAUACCAGAUGUGGAUGUUAGCUAUUAACAAUCAAGGGAUCAUUAAGGAUCAUGUCGACUUCAUUGGAGUGAGUGGGAUUAUUAUCACUGAAUCUAUCAUGGUCUCUCGGGAUCCCCAGAGAGGCAGCAUGGCCUACAACAACUACUCGUGUGGAACUAUCCCGCCGCUGGUGGUGCUCGUCGCGCUUUUCUUGUACUUCUAUCUGGACGCACGUGUUCCGGAGCCCAUCCCCGAAAAGUUCAAGGUGAAAGUGAUGGACGCGAUGAUGAAGACUUACGGACACACGGUAAACGUCUUGGUCUGCUUGGGAAUUACGGAACCAUUUUCAGACUUCGUCAGAAAGAUCGCUGAUUGGUUCGUUCUUACGAUGGUGACAGGAUUCCCUUGGGGGAUUGCUCCAUACGAUCCCAGACUAAAGAUUACGGACACUCACAUCCGGGACAUCCGAGUGAAGGUCUACGAGCCAGUGAGCGGGCUGGGUCGGACAGAUAGGCCGGUCCUCAUCUACCUCCACGGCGGGGGCUGGAGUUUGUUGUCCGUCGAUUCCUAUGACCCUUUGAUGAGGAAAAUAUCAAGUGACAGUGGAACCGUGGUGAUAUCAGUCAAUUACAGAUUAAGUCCACAGUACCCGUUCCCAAUACCGCUAAAUGACUGCCUUGAAGUUGUGGAAUAUGUCAUAGAAAACAGCAAAGCCAUGGGCAUAGAUAAAAGCCGCAUUGCAGUUGGAGGAGAUAGUGCUGGUGGCAACAUGGCUGCCGCAAUCUCUCUUCGACUGAAAUCGAAAAUAGCCAUGCAAAUGUUGCUUGUUCCAUCACUUCAGUUUGUUAAUUUCAACACCACAGCUUUUAAUGAAAACACCAUGUAUUUAAAUCGAAGCAUCCAUGAUCCAAAUUCAUUGAUGUUCGUCAUAAACUAUCUCGGGCUCGAACCAAAAUACUUAAGCUACCUCAGAUAUAACAACCACACAUCUCCAGCUUUUAAACAAUCUCUUCAAAAUGAGUACGCGGAUCAGACGUUAUGGCUUCCCAGGCGGUACGUGCGUGAAGAAAAAAUACGCGAAAAUAUGGAACAGCCAAUGGAUACGGGGGAUGAGGAAUUGUUUGAAAAGAUUAAAAACGUCAUCCUUGACCCACUGGUGUCCCCAUUACUCGCAGACGACGAGCACCUGGAAAAUUUACCAUACACUUACAUUAUGGUGUGUGGGUACGACUUUGUUAGAGACGAUGGCAUCAUGUUCUAUGAGCGAUUAAAUCAAAUAGAGGAAGAGGCGCACCUUGCCUACUACCCAGAGGCUUUUCAUAAUGCGUUGUUUUUUCCACAUGGACCUUUAAAGCUCAAUGUUGGUGUGCGAAUAGUUCAUGAUAUUGUCAAAACAUUGAAAAAUGUUUUGUAAGUGUGUACAUGUUUCAUUCACUCAUAUCAUUUCUGUUAUUUAUUUCACGAUGUCAUAAUAUUUGUUAAAGUUUUAGAGACUGUUGAAUAAAUGUUAAGUUGUUUAAAACG
This is a messenger RNA of Magallana angulata, 1784 nucleotides long. RefSeq names its product neutral cholesterol ester hydrolase 1-like. The record is from RefSeq and is a predicted model, not a curated record. Gene Ontology annotation, biological process: DNA synthesis involved in DNA repair; DNA replication. Bases 1 to 1674 code for a protein of 557 amino acids. Gene Ontology annotation, molecular function: hydrolase activity. The transcript is spliced from 9 exons. Lineage: Eukaryota; Metazoa; Mollusca; Bivalvia; Ostreida; Ostreidae.